Messenger RNA from Aedes aegypti (yellow fever mosquito), 2341 nucleotides. Its product is annotated as nitric oxide-associated protein 1. Gene Ontology annotation, molecular function: GTP binding. The transcript is spliced from 2 exons. The record is from RefSeq and is a predicted model, not a curated record. NCBI's taxonomy places the organism in Eukaryota, Metazoa, Arthropoda, Insecta, Diptera, Culicidae. Bases 101 to 2170 code for a protein of 689 amino acids.
GCACGGAAUCACAACACAAAGCGCGAUAAAAACAGUGGACAUUUUUGUAGUUCGCCGGCAUUUUCUUUUUAAUCAUUGUUCUGUUACUUAAGUGCGUAAAAUGUUGCGAAAUUCAGUGAAAAGUUUACAAUAUUCCGUAAACCACGUAAGGAAAUGCCUCCACCGUUCGGUGGUGCAAAUUCGGCUCUGUUCCUCCUCGAGCGGGAAGCCCUCCGACUCCUCGGAGGAGCUGUUCGACCGGGUCAAGGACAAAAUACGGUACAGUUCCUACGUGGAGGAUAAUACUCUGAAGCUGGGCUACAGGCGCAACAAAAUUAUGGAGUCGCGUCUGGAGAAGGCCCGGCGGGAUCACGCUACGCAUCAGGUCCGGGCUCGGCCCUUUCCGAUAGCACUGGAGCAAUUGUACGGGGAACGGCUGCAGGAUCCUUCUCCGGUGGAUGCCGAGGAAUCCGAAGAGGUGGUCGACUACUUUCCCUACCAGAAGCUGGUGCGGAAGGUCGAGAGAGCCCCUAGGGAAGAACUGCCAGAGGAUACGACACCCACAACCGGCGAUUGGAUGUCCGAUUACGAGUACUACGAGGAGGACGAAGACGACGACCGGAAGUCGUUCUACGGGACGCCGGAUCCGAAGGAACCGGUGUCCAACAUUCCGUGCGGGGGUUGUGGUGCACUGUUGCAGUGCGCAGAACCCAGCAUUCCAGGCUACUUACCUAGUCAGCUGUUUAAAGGAAGGUCGAAGCAGCAGCUGCAGACCAGCAUCUGCCAGAGAUGCCACUUUCUGAAGAACUACAAUACGGCAAUUAAUGUGACCGUUUCGCCUGAUGAUUACGUCGAGAUGAUAUCGUCGAUAAGGGAUAAGAAGGCGCUGGUGCUGCUGCUGGUUGACCUCCUGGAUUUCCCAUGCUCCAUCUGGCCGGGCCUAUCGGAAAUUCUCGGACCCGAUCGGUCCAUUAUCGUCGUGGGCAACAAAGUGGACCUCCUUCCACGGGACUGCCCCGGCUAUCUGGACAACAUCCGCAACAACCUCACCAAAACCUUCCUGGAAGCUGGUUUCACCAAGAACAACAUCAAGCACGUGUCCCUCAUCUCGGCCACCACCGGCUACGGAGUCGAACAGCUCAUCACCAAGAUCCAUAACGUGUGGGGAACUCGCGGAGAUGUCUACCUGGUCGGGUGCACCAACGUUGGCAAGAGUUCGCUCUUCAACGCCCUCCUCCGGUCGGAUCUCUGCAAGGUCAAGGCAUCGGAUCUGGUCCAACGCGCUACGGCCUGUCCUUGGCCGGGGACCACCCUCAAGAUGCUAAAGUUUCCCAUCCUCAGACCCUCGGACCACCGGUUGUAUCUUCGUUCAAAACGCCUCCAAUCCGAACGAGCCAUCCAGAUUGAAGAAGAGAAACUUCGGAAGCACCAGGCCCGGAGUACCGGAUCGCCUCAAUUUGCUACCCUUAUCGGACACAUCGGCCAAACCUUCGCUCCGGAAAAGUCCCAAACCUCCGACCAUUUCUCCGUUGCCCAGAGAGGAGGUGGCUCCACGCCCAUUCUCACCCUGAACGAAAAAAGCGAGGACUUCAUCAACAGCAAGUGGUGCUACGACACCCCCGGAGUGGUCCAACCGGAACAAAUCACCAACCUCCUGACCACCGACGAACUCCUUCUGACCCUGCCGAAGCAAAUGAUCCGACCCAGGGCCUACCUCAUGAAAACCGGUCUCACCCUGUUCCUGGCUGGCCUUGGCCGUCUGGAUUACAUCGAAGGCCCCGAAUCAACCCGGGUCCUCCUCUACGCUUCACCGAAUCUUCCCACCCUGAUCUGCGACACUGCCCACGCCCACGAAAUCUACCAGAACCUCCUGGGCACCGAGUACCUCCGAGUCCCGCGAGCCGACCCCGACCGACUAGCCAAGUGGCCCGCCCUGCAAGCCGGACCGGACAUCCUCCUGUACGGCGAAGAAAAGCACAUAUCAGUGGCGGAUGUGGUCCUCUCGUCGGCCGGCUGGAUUGCCAUCAACCUGCCGGCCGAUUCGGAAGCGGUGUUCCGUGCCUGGACCCCGGAGCGCCGGGGAAUCUACGUGCGUCAACCUGCGCUCCUGCCACACGGGAUGGUGCUCAAGGGCAAGCGGAUACGUGGGAGUUUGGCCUACCGGGAAGGGGAUGCGUUUGCGAAGCAGUGAGGUGCGAUGGUAUGGUAUGCAUGAGUCACGUUAUUAGCGCAAAGAAUGCGGUUUAGGAACGAACGGAAUUAUGAGAGUUUAUGUGAUCCGAAAUUCCUUUAUUUUUGAAAUUGUUACAAUAAUUUAUAAAUGAAAUAUGAGAAUUUAGAAUAUAUGUAGAAAUAACACUAA